CGUGAAUUUUCGCUGAAAUCUUCCCACAAAACCCGUGAAUAAAACGGCAGGACCAAGGUGUGCCUCAAGACCACAACCAGGGAGCUUGAUUGAUCGAUCACAAAGGACGUGUUGACAUCAGCUCUUGUUCAUACACACACGCGCGCGCGCUAUUUCUUCACGGCCACUUUCUCGACAAACGCCCGCCCGCCGCCUGCAUCAGCGCCAUUGUUUGUGACCCGCUGCUGCGUUCUGGGAAAGUACCCAUCCCCAUCUUCUGAGAGGAGCCCUGCGUUGCACGUGUGUGGCUCAGUUCAAACACACCAACCAUGAGCAUGGACACGAGGAACGAUUCGGGCCUCAACGUGGAGCAGGCCAAUGUUCUCAUCAGACAAAUGUGUGACGAGGAAGUCGAGGCACGAUUGAGCGCCCUGCGUUCGCUGCCGUUCAUUGCUGCCGCUCUCGGUCCAGAGAAGACCCGCACAGACCUCCUCCCUUACCUUCAAGCGACCAUUGAUGAUGAGGAUGAAGCCAUGUCUUUGAUGGCGGAACAGCUGCCGACGCUGCUGCCACACCUCGGCGGCAACGACUUUUCAGAGCAGCUCCUCCCCAUCCUGGAGGAGCUCGCGUCGAACGAGGAAGCUGUCAUCCGCUCAAAGGCGACAAAGAGCUUAAUCCAAGUUGCCGAGCAGCUGUCUGCCGAGGCCCUUGAGCGCGCAUAUGUGCCCAUGGUGGGCCGCCUCGUCUCAGCGCACUGGUACACGCUGCGAGCGAGCUCGUGCGCGCUGCUUCCGUCCCUGUGCACGCUGCUGCAGACAGAUGCGUUUCGCGACUCCAUCAUCGAGUCUCUCACCAUCCUUUGCCGUGAUGACACGGCCAUGGUCAGGCGAGCAGCUGCCGAAGCCCUCAAGGACAUGUUCCAAGUGGUGGAUGCCAACACAGCCGUGACCACUCUCAAGCCCCUUUACCUCCAGCUUGCACAAGAUGAUCAGGAUUCGGUGCGUCUGCUCUCUGUUGCUGUGCUGCCUGCGAUUGCCAAGCUGACGAGCAGUGAGGCGGAGUGCCGCGAGCUCGUGGUGCCGGAGCUGCAGCGGUUUGUGCGGGACGUUGCCUGGCGCGUGCGCUACAUGCUCGCCGACACCAUCACGGACGUCGAGGCCAACAUGCCGGUCCGCAUGCGCACGGACGAGCUCAUUCCCGUCUUUACGCAGCUGCUGCGCGACUCGGAGGCGGAGGUUCGGCGCUGCGCCGCUGGAAAGGUGUACGAUUUCUGCCUUGCGCUCGACCCGGAGACGCGUGUGCGCACGAUUGUGGAUGCGAUUGUGCCAUGCAUCGAGAGCAUAUCGCAGGACCCAAACGAGCACGCCCGCGCCUCGCUGGCAAACGUCGUCAUGGGCCUCUCCAGUGUGGUCGGCGCCGAGGAGACCGUGCGCUGCUUGCUGCCGACAUUCCUUCGCCUGUUGAGGGACGACGACUCGCAAGUGCGCCUGAACGUGAUUUCGCGGCUGAGCGAGGUGAAUGCUGUGAUUGGGCUGGGUCACCUCUCAAAACCGCUGCUGCCUGCCAUUGAGAAGUUGGCCAAGGACGCAAAGUGGCGCGUCCGCCUCGCAAUCAUCGAGUACCUGCCAACCAUCGCAGAGCAGCUGGGUGUGGAGUUUUUCAACUCAGACCUGAGGCCGUUUUGCACGGAGUGGCUGCGUGACAGCGUGUACGCCGUCAGAUCCGCAGCAGUCGCAAACUUCCAGAAGCUCACGAAGAUCUUUGGCGAGCCUUGGGCAAUUUCUGUUGUGCUUCCCGCCUUGGAGGAGCUUUCCGAAUCAUCCAACCACGUCCACAGGCUCACUUGCCUCUUUGCCCUCAAGGCCCUGACACGGGACCUGACACCAGACAUUGUUGCCGGCAAGCUUGUGCCGAUGACCCUGUCGCUCUCAAAGGACAAGAUCCCCAACAUCCGCAUCAACGUGGCCAAGACGCUGAGGGUGAUUCUGCAGCGACUCAAGCACACGCCGCACCUGCGGCCGGAGGUGAAGACCACCCUGGACACGCUGGCACAGGACCCGGAUGUGGACGUUUCGGAGUAUGCAAAGGAGGCGCUCUCCUCCAUGGAUUCCUUCGUCUGAGGAAUGCUUUGUGGUGUGGUGUGGGGUGCGGGCGUAUUCUCCUCCCUCUUUCCCCGCUUGUCUGGUGGCGUGUGGUAGGUUAAUUGGUUGCUUGUCCGAGUAUGGUGAGCGUGAGUUCGACAGCGGCGUGGGCGAUGCAUUUGGGCAUUGUGUGCAGCUCGUGAUGGGAUGGUGAGCGCCAUGCUCCGUGUCACGUGUUCGCCGUCCUGGCGGUGCAGCAACAGUGUCCAGUGCGUUUGCUGAAACUGUUGUCUCCUGGUGUUCCUGUUCAUUUUCCGUGCUUUGUGGUUGCGUCGUGCGUUCACACCCCUUCUGUUGCUUCGACAUCCUUCCGAACUUGCUUCUUCGAGUCGUCGCUGCUUGUGUAGUUGCCACUUUACUUUCUUUUUCCUCCUUUCUGUCUUUGGUUGUUGUUCUUCUUGUUAUUGUUCCUUGGUGUGCGUUCGUCACUCGUCGUGUAUUGUGUGUGUGUGUGUGUGUGUGUGUGUGUGGUAACGGAUGUGUUUUCGCUUUGCCUGCUUACUCGUUGCGUGUCCUCUACAUGUGUCUCGUGAUUGGCUCUUGUCCAGUUACAAAACCACAUAGCGAAGGGUGUGCGUUGGUCUCACAACCCCGUCACAUGCAUGAAACAGAAAUAUCACAAA
Messenger RNA from Salpingoeca rosetta, 2743 nucleotides. Its product is annotated as phosphatase 2A regulatory subunit A beta isoform. The coding region runs from base 309 to 2099 and encodes 596 amino acids. Gene Ontology annotation, cellular component: cytoplasm; protein phosphatase type 2A complex. The record is from RefSeq and is a predicted model, not a curated record. Gene Ontology annotation, molecular function: protein phosphatase regulator activity; protein binding. The transcript has 15 exons. NCBI's taxonomy places the organism in Eukaryota, Choanoflagellata, Craspedida, Salpingoecidae. Gene Ontology annotation, biological process: protein dephosphorylation.